Staurois parvus is the source of this 502-nucleotide messenger RNA. The record is from the annotation of a GenBank genome assembly. NCBI's taxonomy places the organism in Eukaryota, Metazoa, Chordata, Amphibia, Anura, Ranidae.
AUGAUGCAGGAGGAGUCCAGUUCUCCAGUCUCCCCCGUGGACAGCUUGAGCAACAGCGAGGAAGAGCUUGACAGGCAGCAGAGCAAGAGGGGAUGCAGGAAGAGGAGAACCAGUAGGAAAAACCCCGACGAUCCCGACAGCCCGACGUCAGUCAAGAAGAACAAGAAGUCCAGCAGCACCGGCAGCAGUCCCCAGUCCUUCGAGGGAGCUACAGACCCAGAGAGUCAUGGCCAACGUCAGAGAGCGUCAGAGGACCCAGUCCCUCAACGAAGCCUUCGCAGCUCUCCGAAAGAUCAUCCCCACCCUUCCCUCCGACAAACUCAGUAAAAUCCAAACCCUCAAACUGGCCUCCAGAUACAUUGACUUCCUCUGCCAGGUUUUACAGAGCGAUGAGCUGGACUCCAAAAUGGCAAGCUGCAGUUAUGUGGCCCAUGAGAGGUUAAGCUAUGCCUUCUCAGUGUGGAGGAUGGAGGGAGCCUGGUCUAUGUCUGCAUCUCACUAA